UUUUGCUCUUGACAAUAGAUAACGGAGACAAAGGGGCGGUGCCCUCUAGAAAAAAACUAACUAUUAGUUAUGGAGAUCUAGAUCUAGAUUUAGAUAUCUUACCUAGAAGUUUGUGGUAUAUAUAUACAUUUAUUUAUAGAUCUAGACAUAAGUCCAUAUAAGGUACCGGCAAUUAAAGUAGAUCUGAGUCUUAUUAUUGCCUUCAAAUAGUUUAAAAUGGCAAGUUUUUUCCCAUUAUUUAGAAAAAUAACAGAUAAUAUCUUAGGUGCUGAAGGGCCAGUAUUUGAUUCAAAAGGAAAUUUUUACAUGGUUGCACCUGAAGUAGAAAAAGAAAAAAACCCUGCUGGACAAAUAUUGAAAGUAGAUAUUUUAUCAGGGACGACAGAAGUUCUCUGUGAGCCUGUAAUCAAUGGCGAUGGUGGAAUUCCUGCAGGUUGUCAAACAGAUAAACAUGGCAACAUUUAUGUUGCAGACAUGAGAUUAGGAAUUUUAUUGGUUCAACCCAAUGGUGACUUUGAACAGUUAUCUGCUCAAGAUUCUGAAGGACAUAAUAUGCAAGGUUGCAAUGAUUGUGCCAUGGAUUAUUAUGGAAACCUCUGGGUCACUGCACCAGCUGGAGAGAUAGCGCCAAGUCCUUAUAGACGUUCAUUUGAGGAACCAUUUGGAUCUAUAUACUGCCUCACAAAGGACAGAAAAGUAGUUCACCUUGAUACUGGUAUUAGGUUCCCAAAUGGAAUAGCUGUCAUUCAUGACAAGGAGGAUAAACCUGUGAAACUAAUAGUAGCUGAAACCCCAACAAGACUUUUGUGGUCUUAUGACAUUCUUGGUCCUGGAUCUGUCAGAAAUAAAACUGUUUGGGGUAAACUACCAGAUUGUGACUGUGAGUCAGGUCCUGAUGGGAUGGACUUUGAUGAAACUGGACACUUGCUAGUUGCCCACUGGGGCAGUGGCUACAUUGAGGUCUUUCCCCCUACAGGAGGAGAGCCUGUCCAAAGAAUCAAGUGCCCAUUUGAUAAGCCAAGCAAUCUCCACUUUAAGAAUAACUCUUAUGAGGUCUAUGUCACUGAGCACACUAACCAUGGCCUGUGGAGUUUUGAAUGGGAGCACAAAGGAAUGGCUCAGUAUUGCGAUAAGCAUUGAACUUGAUUAAUAAGAGACUCUAUUUCGAUCUACAGUCCAAGAAAAUAUUUAAAAUACUAAAAAAAUGCUUAUAUUAAGCGUAGUUGUAUCAAUUAAUUUGGAUCAAUCUUGUAAUUAAAUUUGUAAUAGAUAUAGAUUAAAAAUAAUAAAUCUGUGUGAUUAUAAAUAUUUUGACCAAUUAUGUUUGUGUAGCGCAAUGUCAUUCUUUUAGGCUGAGCUUUCUCAAUAUACUAUGAACUAUCACUUAUCUGGAGGGGGGGGGGGGAGGAGAAAGAAGGGUGUAUGUGAGUGAAUGGAUUUGAACUUGAGUGCUUUAGCCUUCUGAAGCCUCCUAAAGAAAAUGAAAAUGAGAAUUACCACUGUGCAAUUCAAGUGCUUAUUAAUAUAGAAGGUUUCAUAGUUAUCUAUUGUUAGUUUCAAACUUUAAAGCAAAGUAUUAAGGGGACUAAUUCAACUUAUACCAGUACAUCAUUCAAGUACAAUUUCUCCCUUGUUUGAUACCAAACAAAAUAAUUAAUUACCAAUAGCUAACUAAUUAAUUGGUUAUUUAUUAAAUUGAAUCUUGUUUUUUUCUCCCAUUUCUCCCUGUACUUUGUCUUUCUUAAGAAUUUAAUUAGUGUUCAACCAUCACAACCUUGAUGUUUCUUCUCUGACACGUUUUUGCCCUUUUUAAAUAGGCUUUAUCUGUUAGGAUAAAAAAAUCCCAAAUGUUAUAUUUUAGCUUCAAGAACUCUUUUCCUUCAGAAAUAUCAGAUAUUGUUUUUGCAUUUCUAGUACAAUUUUAGUGUACUAUAAUAUCAAAUUUAAAAUCAAAAAUUGCUUUUUAAAUAUUAAUAAUGAAAAGGUAAUUUUUAUGCGUUUGAAUAUAAUUUUUUAAUUUAAAAUAACUGCCAUGUUAUAAUAAAGAAGGAAAUGCUUGGCUUCUGAACCAGAGGGUCGCGGGUUUGAAUCCUGGUGAAGACUUGGAUUUUUAAUUUUGGGAUCUUUAGAGCGCCUCUGAGUCCACCCAGCUCUAAUGGGCACCUGACAUUAAAUGGGAAGAAAAGUAAAAGCAGUUUGUCAUUAUGCCACAGAAACAGAUGACCUUUACAUCAUCUGCCCUAUAGACCACAUUGCCUUGAAAGGGUACUCCAUAACAAGGAGCACUUUAACAAAUAUUACAAUUUUUAUUAUACUAUAAAACAUAUUUGAUACCCCUAAAAGAUUGUAAUGACUAAGCAACUUAGUCUUAAUAAAAUGAACUCACUUUUUCACUACUGUCAUAUUUAUUGGAGUAGUGAAAGAAUGCCAGAAGGCAGUAGAGGGUUAUUAAUAUACUUUUAUAUUGUUGCUCUUCACUCAAUACACUGUUCAACAAUGCCCAUGACUUUUGUAAGAUUGUUAGCCUUAAAUUGGAUUUAAAGUACAUGGAAGACCCUCUGCUUGUGCAAUCUUCAUUGUUAAAGAGAAAUUUUUAAAUAUUCAAAUUUAUUAUUAAUUUAGUAAUGCCUAUUUUGCAUUUUUUUGUCUGUGAUUUGAAGACAGAUUUUUCUUUGUUUUUUUUUUUUAAUAAUAUUUUUUUCCAUUAAUUAAUUUCUAUAAUCAAUUUUAAACUUUCAUUUUUAUAAAAAAUCAUAACCAAAUUUACAUUAUAGAUACAGGUUGUUGUUUUUUUGGGUAUGUUUUAAGCUUAUUUUUAUUUAUUUGAAAACUGUUUACAUUAAGUUGUUUAUAAUAAUAAUAAUACAUAAACAUUUUUUAGAUAAUAACAAAUUAUUGCAAGGCUUUUAAUUAGUUUUGUCUUCAAAAUUCUGGCAGUGUUUUGUGAUGGUUUUUAUCAAAUUUUGAAAGAAAUUGCCUACAAUAUUGUCCUGAUAUACUUUUAGGAAGAAUUUACUAGCCAAUACCAAGUGAAAGAUUUAUUUCUAUUGCAUAAACCAGCAUCUCACCUCAUAGAACUGAUACAAAUCUUGCUAUCAUGUCAAGUUUUACUUAAAUUGACUUAAGCAUUUGUAGACAUCACAAAAAAAAAAAAAAGAAUCAUAAGUUCAUGAAAAAAAUGAACUGUACAACAAUUGUUGUGAUAAGUAAUUGUAGUUAUGUUUGUUCAUUAAUGUGAAAAGUAUUGGUGAAUACAUUCCAGAUUUUUUUAUUAUUGCAAUAAAAUAUUUCAAUCUUC
Molecule: messenger RNA, 3298 nt
Organism: Biomphalaria glabrata
Lineage: Eukaryota; Metazoa; Mollusca; Gastropoda; Planorbidae
Product: diisopropyl-fluorophosphatase-like
Exons: 5
Coding region: 217-1140 (307 amino acids)
Source: RefSeq, a predicted model, not a curated record